Molecule: messenger RNA, 894 nt
Organism: Mytilus trossulus (common blue mussel)
Lineage: Eukaryota; Metazoa; Mollusca; Bivalvia; Mytilida; Mytilidae
Product: osteomodulin-like
Exons: 3
Coding region: 1-894 (297 amino acids)
Cellular component (GO): extracellular matrix
Molecular function (GO): protein binding
Source: RefSeq, a predicted model, not a curated record
AUGAGCAAAAGAAAAACAAUCCCAAAUCUGCCGUCGAAUAUAAAUUUCCUGAAUCUCAAGUCUAACCGGAUCAUUCUAUUAUAUAAUAGUAAUUUUAACAAUCUUAAUGACCUGCUAGAGCUGGAUUUAUCGUGGAAUAAACUGGAGCGAAUGGAGUUUGGAUCAUUUACAGGACUCAUCAAUCUACAGAAAUUGAUAUUAGAACACAACAACUUAUCACUUCAAUGGAAAUCAUUUCCCCAUGGUAUUUUUGCCCCUUUGAAAUCCUUAACGCAUUUGAAUGCUAAAUAUAACGACUGGGACGGAUUUUUGGCCUGCAAAAAUGUCGUCACAAAACUUACACAAUUAGAAAUUAUUGAAAUAGAUAUUGAUGAGUCACCAGCUUGCCCAGAUAUAGAUUAUGGAUUUUCCAAAUUAACUAAUCUUAAAUCGUUUGUAUCAGGCUAUUGUAAUUUCACUCUUUUCGGUCCAAUAACAUUUGAGAACAUGAAAUGUCUUCAAUUCGUUGAUAUUUCUAGGUGCUCGAUAUCAGUUGUACUAGACGACAGUUUUCAAGGCCAGAAACAGUUAAAACAUCCAAAGCUUAAAACGAUAAUCCUUAGUCACAAUAUAUUAUCGGACAUCUCAUUUGAUAUGUCCACACUCCCGACAUUAGAAAUGUUAAACCUCUCACACAACAACAUACAAGCGUUCUCCGAAGAGUCAAUGGAGAGCAUUUACUCAAGAGGAGGUCAAAACAUCCUAUUUCUCGUGUUCCUUGAACAGAUUCGUCCAAGUGAACUUCCUCUGGUGAUGUUAGAACUAGUUCAGAAGCAAUCUUACAUUGAAUAUCCUAACGACGAACAAGGCAAUGUUGUAUUUUGGGACAAAAUCAAGGAGACUUUGAUAACAUAA